AGUCGUUUCUCUGGCGCUGCAAAACGGAGCAAAUGAGCGGUCUCUGAUAUGACUGAGUUGUUGUGACUGAGUUGUGUCCAUAUUCAAUAUGAAGAAUGGAAGACGACGAUGUUACCAUCAGAGAGCAGAAUUUCCACAGUCAAGUUAGAGAAUACAUCAUCUGCUUCCUCCUGUUUGCAGUGCUGUACAUCGUCUCCUACUGCAUCAUCACUCGCUACAAGAGGAAGACUGAUGACCACGAAGAUGAGGAUGCUAUCGUGAACAGAAUAUCUCUGUACCUGUGCACCUUCACCCUGGCCGUGUCAGGUGGGGCAGUGCUGCUCCUGCCCUUCUCCAUUAUCAGUAAUGAGAUCCUGCUCUCGGUCCCCAGAAGCUACUACAUACAGUGGCUCAAUGGCUCUCUCAUCCAUGGGCUGUGGAACCUGGUGUCUCUGUUCUCCAACCUCUGUCUGUUUGUGCUCAUGCCCUUCGCCUACUUCUUCCUGGAGUCGGAGGGCUUUGCUGGAUCCAAAAAGGGCAUUAAGUCGCGCGUGCUGGAGACGUUUGUGAUGCUCUUCCUGCUGGCUCUGCUCAUACUGGGAAUAGUGUGGGUGGCCUCGGCUCUCAUCGACAACGACGCAGCCAGCAUGGAGUCAUUAUACGACCUGUGGGAGUUCUAUCUGCCUUACCUCUACUCCUGCAUCUCUCUGAUGGGCGGUCUACUGCUGCUCAUGUGUACUCCUGUUGGCCUUUCACGCAUGUUCACCGUCAUGGGGCAGCUACUGGUCAAGCCUACAAUCUUGGAGGAUCUGGAUGAGCAGAUCUAUUGCAUUGUCUUACAAGAGGAAGCUCUCUCAAGACGGCUAAAUGGUACGGCUUCCUAUUCCUACACUCACGGCAGCACGCAGCACCUUCACAAAGAACUGGACAGUAUCAGAAAUCAGAGGAACAAGCUGGAGAGGCGCAAGAGGGCAUCGGGCUGGGAGAAGAACCUGCUCUACCCUUUUGUCAUGCUGAUCUUGCUGACGGGAACCACCAUCUCUGUUCUUCUGGUGGCGUUGAACAUCUUAUACCUGCUGGUGGAUGAGACUGCACUGCCCAAAGGAUCCACGGACCGAGGGAUUGGAAAUGCCUCCUUGUCUACGUUCGGGGUGGUACAGGCCGUGGUGGAGAUCAUCCUCAUGUUCUACCUGCUUGUCUCAUCAGUGGUAGGCUUCUACAGUUUACGCAUCUUCCAGGGCCUCACGCCGCGCAAGGAUGACACCACCAUGACUACGAUCAUUGGCUGUUGUGUGUCCAUCCUGGUCCUGAGCUCAGCGCUGCCCGUUAUGUCUCGAACCCUGGGAAUAACCCGCUUUGAUCUCCUGGGCGAUUUCGGGCGAUUCAAUUGGCUGGGGAACUUCUACAUCGUCCUAUCGUACAACCUGCUGUUUGCUGUGGUGACGACGCUGUGCCUGGUGCGCAAGUUCACCUCAGCCGUCCGGGAGGAGCUGCUCAAGGCUUUAGGCCUGGAUAAGCUGAACCUGUCCAACAGCCCCACCGACCCCGAGUCUGCCAAGAUACCCAGCGCUAACGGCCAUCAGAAGACGCUGUGAAGGGACCUCUGACACAUGCCCACACACAUAUGCAUAUUUACAUACACACUCUCUCUCUCUCUCUCUCUCUCUUCCCCCCCCCCAUACACACGCAAACACGCACAGACAUACACACACACUUACUUACUUUCCAGACUCUGUGACUUGUAUGCAAAUGCAAAUGCUCUCCAACACACACACGCACACACACCUGUUGACGUGCGAUGCCGGCGGCACUACCUUAUGGCCACCUCCCUCCAGCAGCAGAGACGGACGGGGAGACGUGAGGUGAGGUGAGGUGGACGUGAGGCAUGAAGACAUGGAGGAAUGAGGGAGGAAGCAGCUCAGUGUCUGUCAGUCUGAGCUCAUGCUGGACGGGAGGAUAAGGGAAUCGAACGAAUGCACGGACUAAUGAACGGACAGACAGCUCUUCACCAAAGCAAACAGGAAACAGAAAGGGAAGGGAGGGCAGAUGAGCUACUGCGACCUGUGAGAAUCUUCAUCACUCAUCAUCUUUGAUGACUUUUCCACCUCUCUCCCUCUCCUGUCCUCUUCUCUCUUCUCCACGGAGGAAGAAGGGAGGGAUAUGUCGAACGAGUGGUAGAACAGACGAAGAGGCGGCCACAGAUGGAUGGAUGGAUGGAUGGAUGGAUGGAUGGAUGGAACAAAGGAAGAAAACUUGGUUACACUUUACUUGACGCUGGUGUCAUACGUAUGUCAUAACGGUGUCAUAACAGUGUCAUGAACGAGUCAUAAACAUAAUGCCAGUGUCAUAAACGUUUUAUGGCCAUGAAAAGUUGGGCUUUGUCAUAACUAAAUUUCACUUAAAGACCAAGUCAUACAAUGUUUGACAUUGACAUAAUGUUUAUGACACAUUCAUGACUGCAUUAUGACAAUGUUAUGACACUGUUAUGUCAUACGUAUGACGCCGGCGUCAAGUGAAGUUAUACCGAAAACUCUUCUUCUUCUUCUUCUUUCUUCACUCCUCUACAUCCAAUGACUCUUCCUUCAUCCCUAUUGUUGUUUUGUUUGUUUGUUUUUGUUGUUUAUUUGAUUUCAAUGUUGUCAUUUGUUCUUUUCCACUGGUGCUCUCCUCCAGUCCAAUCCUGCAGUACCAUCCCUCUAGAUCUGAUCACCAGUUGUGAUGAGCAGACCAUCAGUAGAGCUGUGUCUGUGCUAUGACUGCCACACCGAGCUGGGUGUGUUAGUGUCAUGGCCAGAGUGCAUGUUAGGUACCCCAGAAACCCAGGGGGGGUAUUCCAAGAGCAUUUUUUUGUGAUGAACCUGGCUAAGAUAACCAACAGGAAGUGGUAAACCUGCAAAAAAAAAAAGAGAGAGCAAUCCAAGCUCUUGUGUUAAAUGAUUCAUCGUUAGCUCAAGGUUACCUGAACCUGGUUUACUACUGAGGGCUUCCGCGCACCGGCUCCGACAAAGUGCUGAGCACUGCUGGGCAAAAGUUCGAUUUCAUUGUUUUCAAUAGAACCCUGCACACUGGCGCCGAUGUCCGCGGACAUUUGCCGAUGUCGGAUAGCAAUUAGAGACAAGUUCUAUUUUGUCGGCGCCUCCCAUUGACCAUCAAUGCUAUGUUUGUGUGAAAUUUGGUUUCGGGGUCCGAAUUAUGUCGGAAGCAAAGUGCGCCGCAGUGCUGUCGGAGCCAAUGUGCGGCCGGCCUAAGUCAGCUUCUUGGAAUACACUCCAGGUUGGAGGUUUUGUGUGAUGGUGCAACAUCUCCCCUUCCCCUGCAUCAGAGAUCUGUGGUAUGGUUGAAGCACAGCUCCUGAGCUCGUGCGACAACCAGAAUCAUUUUGUGCUACCUGUGUUUUUUAUUUUUCUUGUCAACAUGUUCAUGCAAACUUCACGGUCUUUAUAUGCAAGUGUUCUUUUUUCUCUCGUUCAAUUCAUUUUUGCUUAAUUUUUUAAAGCCAUCCUUGUGAGUCAGUGCCAGCUAGUCCUUUUGUUAUUGUCGUUUUUUGCUUUCUGCCUCUUUCUUUUCAUCCGCUCUGCGCCUUUCUGCUCUUCUAAUGUUUCGUUCACUUCAGGCUGUAGUGCUCACUUCUGCCCUGUAGGGGUGUAGGUGAGCUAACAGACAUGUUCAUAUGCCAUCAUAUGAGUUCAGAAAAAGAAAACAUUGGGGAAAAGGAUAAUCAUUUUUAUCGGUGGUCUUUUUUUAAAUAAUGACAAUAGAAUCAAAGGCCAGUCACAUGUGGGCACACACUCAUUUUUAAGAAAGGUUUUUAAGUGAAGGUCGCAAGGUCAUCGUUAAGUGGCUUGUGACAGCAGUAGUGUAGACCUUGGAAUCCACGUUAAAGAAAACGUGUUGUCAAAAGUCAUUUUAAAUGUGAAAUCAAAAUGGGAAGUAUACUUAUGGUGUUGUGAAGCAAUAUAGAAAAGUCUCCCAAACCUGUCAUUUGGGAUAACAUUAGCAAAGGAACUGUAAGCAGAUAUAACGUUACUGACUGAUCGCUAUCAGAGCGGGCAUUGCCAUUACCUGUUGAGCCGGACAUUUACCGCUUACCUUCACGAUACUCCUCAAGGUACCCUUUAGAUACACCUCAAGGUACAAUUUACAUACUCGUCAAAGUACCUUUACAUACUCGUGAAAGUAUUAGUAUUUGGGAAUGUAUACGAUUUAGGCUGUAUUUAGCCUAGUGAAUGAGCUCAACGUGCACCAGCCCUGUAUUUUGAUUGUAAAAGAGAGCUUUUUCUCUAGAAGACGGAAAAGCUUCAGUUUUUUCGUUCUCGAGCCAGUCGAAAUUGAUUGUCUGUCCUGGUUGAGCUUUGGUCAACCAGGCCUGGAGCAUGGUCACAGAUCAUCUCGCAACUCAGCCAAUGAGGGAAAAGGGGGGGAAACGAGCAGACGUGGCCAUUGGUUCGUCCUCGAGAUGAACACAAGAAGCAUCAUAAACAUACUAUACGUAGUAUGCAUUGUAUGAAUACUGUACAGUAUAUUUCUAUGGACACCGUACUGGCCAAGGGGAAAGGGGGUGGAGUACAGUAUUAAGGGAUGAUGCAUGAACCACCUGAAGGAGCUGUCUCAUAUACAGUAGUAACGUGGGGUUUUAUAUGGCUUUCUUUAGUUGCUGUUGUGUUUGUUUGUUUGCUGGUGGCUUUGGAUAUUUUACCAUUUCACUCAAAGACUGAUUUGUGUGUGUGUGUGUGUGUGUGUGUGUGUGUGUGUGUGUGUGUGUGUGUGUGUGCGCGCGCUGAAUUUGUUCAUUAGGCAGUGAUCAGCCAGAUCAGACGCUGGUCAGGAGAAAUUGGAAGUUGGUGCCAAGCGAUGUUAGUACCUCCUGCCAUGGCAGAGAUAGGCCCCAUCCCAAAUGUCCUCUCGCUCACUACAUACUGCACUGUAUAAAGAAUAGAACAAUGUAACUCGCAUCCUAUGUAGUGUACUAUGCAGUGAUCGAAUAAGCAUUUUGGAUGCUGACUUUUUGUAGUGUUCUUUUGCAGACAUUCCCAUAGAUAAUAUCGUAAUGUGAAAAAGAAUGAGCCUGUUCAGUAGCAAAUGUUUUCAUUCUCACGGUCACCUGGUGUUGUUUUUAAGAUUUUUUUUGAUUUUAAAUUGUUUUGUUGGUUUACAUAUGUGUUUUUUUUCUAGAACUCCCGGCUGAAGGAACGGCCUGAGGGCAAAACCUCAAUAUUCUUGUAAAUGUUGUAUUUACAUGUAUAUAGGCGACAUUUUUUUUGUAUUGAGCUAAUGUCGAAAGUGGUUUGACCUUUUUGUACAGCCUGAAUCGUUAUUAUUAUAUGUCGUUCAUUGUAGAUAAGUCUUAUUCCAACUUGAAAAUCUGUGUUUUUCUUUCUUUCUUUCUUUUUUCUUAAAAACUUCACCCCUGAGGCCUUACCAGGAGGAGUUUACAGGCUGUUUGACUGACAGGUGGCCUGCUGUCCAGUACUGAAAGUGUGUGUGUGUGUGUGUGUGUGUGUGUGUGUGUG
Engraulis encrasicolus (European anchovy) is the source of this 5489-nucleotide messenger RNA. It is a transcript of the gene lmbr1, whose product is annotated as limb development membrane protein 1. Lineage: Eukaryota; Metazoa; Chordata; Actinopteri; Clupeiformes; Engraulidae. Gene Ontology annotation, molecular function: transmembrane signaling receptor activity. The coding region runs from base 96 to 1574 and encodes 492 amino acids. Gene Ontology annotation, cellular component: plasma membrane. Gene Ontology annotation, biological process: signal transduction. The transcript is spliced from 17 exons. The record is from RefSeq and is a predicted model, not a curated record.